UGACCGAGGCUGUGGAUAAGACCAGGGGUAGAGCUCAAGUCUGCACUUAGACCCAGCCUAGACCCCGUGACACCACAUUCUCCUGCCCCAGCGAUAUUUUUGGGGGGUACCCUGUGGGAUUUGGUCAAUAUGGCAACACUUGAGAGUUUCGGCUGCUUUGGGGCAACUCCUGUGCCUUUGGUCGAGCUUUUCUCCCCCUCCUCCUCUCCCCUCACCCCCUUUGCCUUUCCAGCCCAAAAAUGCUGGACACCAUCAGCAGCCAGUACGACUCCUUCAUCUACUGGAGGAUGCCGAUCCCGCGGCUGGACGUGGCGGAGCUGGAGGGGCUGGGGCUCAGCGACGUGGCCCUCUACAAACCCAAAGGAGGGCUGGGCAAGCUCGUCGGUGAGCGUGACCAGGUCAGCCAGGACAUCUCCAAAGAAGAGGACAGUCUGCUGCAGUUCAACACCUUUAAUUUCUGGAGAGCUCCUAUUGCCAGAAUUAGCUCUUUAGAUUUUGAUCUAAUUUGAAGCUCUCCUUUCUGCCCCUCCUCACCCCCCCUGCCCUCUCCCACUCCGCUAGGCAUGCCAGGAUUUGGUUUUGUUGUCGGUUUGGAGGUUGUUUUUCGUGUUUCUGGGCAGUUUUUGACAUUGCUAAUUAACUCAGCAGUUCACCCCGGCCCUGACUGGCGAUGGGCUCCCCGCAAAGCUUCAACCUCUCUCCACCUUCCCCCUCUUUUCCUCUCUUCUUGCAGUAGCGCUGGAAACACCACGACAGUGCAAGCGGGGGGGUAACAGCAGAGGGGGCAAAUACAAGGGGAGGGGGCGAAAAGAACCACCCCAUUGCCCCACGUCCGCAUGCCAGAGGGUGCGGGAGGUGCUGGGGGGUUUCUGCCGCCACCCCACACCCUGCGGCUGUGUGACCGUGGGCAUCCCCGUGCCCUGGGACGAGGGUUCGAGCUCAUUUCUCUUGUGCUUUUUUAAGAAACUCAUUUGUGCAAAGGGAGCGGCGCAGGACUGAUGGGAAUCGUCUUCGUUUCACAGAAAGCAUCAUCCCCGCUCCUCUCCCAGGGACGCAGAGACCCUCUGCGCUUCCCUGGCCCAGUUUCUCCAAAAGCUGCUUCGCUCGUUAAAAACCUUCCCUUUGGGGCUGCGAAGUGGAAGAGGCAGGGGUGUGCUCGGGACACGGGCACAAACCUUUCUUGAAAGAAAUGAUCUCUUUAAGCCUUGUGGCUUUGAGCCCGAGCAGGAGAAAUGAUGGCCAGGAGGGUAAAUGCACAUGGAAAUGUUCUGACCUUGCUUGGUGGGGUCCAGGCUGGAUGUUCAGGGCCUCAAUUUUUUUUCUUUUUUUCUCCCCCAUGUGCUUUAUCCCAGGCAUGACUCCUGACUGGGUGUAUCAUGGGGUCCGGAUGGGUAACGAGGCUGAGCUGAAAGAUAAGAUAGGGAAUUUAGUUUGAUCUUACCCCCAAAUGAAAACGUCUCUAGUUCCCCACACAAUUAAUCAACUCCUCUAAAAAUAACAACAAAAAAAUGCUGCAUUCACUCAAGUGGAAGCCUUUUGUUUUUCUCGGGGAGGUUUUCACCUGUGCUCUCUGCAGGCUGAGGUUUAUUUCUGAGCAUCAUCUCAAAAUGGGG
Molecule: messenger RNA, 1613 nt
Organism: Athene cunicularia (burrowing owl)
Lineage: Eukaryota; Metazoa; Chordata; Aves; Strigiformes; Strigidae
Gene: MLLT11
Product: MLLT11, transcription factor 7 cofactor
Exons: 1
Coding region: 240-509 (89 amino acids)
Biological process (GO): positive regulation of release of cytochrome c from mitochondria; apoptotic signaling pathway; positive regulation of DNA-templated transcription
Cellular component (GO): cytosol; nucleoplasm
Source: RefSeq, a predicted model, not a curated record